AUGGAGACCCUCGGGGUCAGCGAAGGGGCAGAGACAUACUGUAGUUACUCUCGUAGCCGCCAAGGCAUAGCCAGACCUCCGAAGCACCUGUGGCGGCAGCCCCGGCACCCCAUCCGCAUCCAACAGCGCUUCCACUCGGACCCGGACAAGUGCGCGCACCACGCUGAGUCGGACGGAAGUCCGCGACCGGGUCUAAAGAAGGCGCGGCGCUCCUGGCCCACCUCCUUCCAUAGGCGCUUUGACUUGGAAAAUGGGCUCUCGUGCGGAAGGAGUGCCUUGGACCCUCCGGCCAGCGCAGGCCUGGGCCGGGCCAGCCAGACCUCUGCCCUGCACAGCCAGCGGCGGGAGUCCUUCCUGUACCGCUCAGACAGCGACUAUGAGCUCUCACCCAAGCCUAUGUCCAGGAACUCCUCCGUGGCCAGUGACCUACACGGAGAGGACAUGAUUGUGACGCCCUUUGCCCAGGUCCUGGCCAGUCUGCGGACGGUUCGGAGCAAUGUGGCAUCUUUCACCAACCUGCAAGGCCGCUGGACCGCAAAGUGGGCAUCUGGAGGGAACCCCGCAUCUGGCAGUCAGCUCCCUCCACCCACAGAGGACACUGGGCAGAAGUUGGCAUUGGAGACACUGGACGAAUUGGACUGGUGCCUGGACCAGCUAGAGACACUGCAGACACAGCAUUCGGUGGGAGAAAUGGCCUCCAACAAGUUCAAGCGGAUGCUAAACCGUGAGUUGAGCCACCUGUCGGAAACCAGCCGCUCUGGGAACCAGGUGUCCGAAUACAUCUCUAGGACCUUUCUGGACCAGCAGACGGUGGUGGAGUUGCCCAGGGUGACCCCCACGGACCGCCCUCAGCCCAUGUCUCAGAUCAGUGGCUUGCGUGAGCUUCCACACAAUGUCAGUCUCUCUGCUGCCACUGUUCCUCGAUUUGGUGUCCAGACUGACCAGGAGGGACAAUUGGCCAAGGAGCUGGAAGACACUAACAAAUGGGGGCUUGACGUGUUCAAGGUGGCAGAGCUAAGUGGAAACCAGCCCCUCACAGCCAUCAUGUUCAGCAUCUUCCGGGAGCGGGACCUGCUCAAGACAUUCCAGAUCCCAGCGGACACAUUCGUCACCUACCUGCUGACGCUGGAGGGCCACUACCAUGCUGACGUGGCUUACCACAACAGCCUACAUGCUGCUGACGUAGUACAAUCGACACACGUGUUGCUGGCCACACCUGCCCUCGAGGCCGUGUUCACAGACAUGGAAAUCCUGGCUGCCAUCUUUGCAAGUGCUAUUCAUGAUGUAGACCAUCCUGGGGUCUCCAAUCAGUUUCUGAUCAACACCAACUCCGAGCUUGCGCUCAUGUACAAUGACGUGUCCGUGCUGGAGAACCACCAUCUGGCUGUGGGCUUCAAGCUAUUGCAGACAGAGAACUGUGACAUCUUUCAGAACCUCAGUGCCAAACAGCGGCUGAGCCUGCGCAGGAUGGUCAUAGACAUGGUGCUGGCCACAGACAUGUCCAAACACAUGAACCUGCUGGCUGAUCUCAAGACCAUGGUGGAGACCAAGAAGGUAGCCAGUCUUGGUGUCCUGCUUCUGGACAACUACUCUGAUCGCAUACAGGUCCUGCAGAAUCUGGUGCACUGUGCCGACCUCAGCAACCCCACCAAGCCACUGCCCCUGUACCGCCAGUGGACCGACCGCAUCAUGGCUGAGUUCUUCCAACAGGGUGAUCGUGAACGCGAUAUAGGCCUGGACAUUAGCCCCAUGUGCGACAAGCACACAGCCUCCGUGGAGAAGUCCCAGGUGGGUUUCAUUGACUACAUUGCUCACCCGCUUUGGGAGACGUGGGCAGACCUGGUACAUCCGGAUGCGCAGGACCUGCUGGACACACUGGAGGACAACCGCGAGUGGUACCAGAGCAAGAUACCCCGCAGUCCCCUAGCCCCCAGCAGCCCCCAGAGGGGCGGUCUUGACAGAUUCCAGUUUGAGCUGACCCUGGAGGAGGCAGAGGAGGAGGAAGAAGAAGAGCAGGCAACACUAGAAGGGGAGACCUCAGAGAUACCUGAUACUGAGCUGAACCCCAAGACCAGCCUGCACCUCCAGCUCCCACAGCUGGACAACCAGAGGACCGUGGGGAAUCCUUUUGUGAACUCUGAGGAUAACACUAUGGCGGACUCCUUUGGCACCUAA
Molecule: messenger RNA, 2175 nt
Organism: Chrysochloris asiatica (Cape golden mole)
Lineage: Eukaryota; Metazoa; Chordata; Mammalia; Afrosoricida; Chrysochloridae
Gene: PDE4C
Product: phosphodiesterase 4C, cAMP-specific
Exons: 15
Coding region: 1-2175 (724 amino acids)
Biological process (GO): signal transduction
Cellular component (GO): perinuclear region of cytoplasm; nucleus; cytosol
Molecular function (GO): 3',5'-cyclic-AMP phosphodiesterase activity
Source: RefSeq, a predicted model, not a curated record